Indicator indicator is the source of this 5403-nucleotide messenger RNA. RefSeq names its product WD repeat domain 90 (gene WDR90). The transcript has 41 exons. Gene Ontology annotation, cellular component: centriole. NCBI's taxonomy places the organism in Eukaryota, Metazoa, Chordata, Aves, Piciformes, Indicatoridae. Gene Ontology annotation, molecular function: protein binding. The record is from RefSeq and is a predicted model, not a curated record.
AUGGAGGACUCGGAGCUCGACGGCAACGGGAUGUCACCGAGACUUGGGGACUCGGGGCACGGAGGGCUUCGGAGCACGGAGGCAACGGGGGUGUCACCGGGGCUGGGCAGACUGGGAGCAUGGGGGGGUACCACCCCUCACCCCUCCCUGGUGCCAGCAGCCUGGCAACGCCCAUACCUGAACAUCUUCAAGCACUUCCGUGUGGAGGAUUGGAAGCGCUCGGCCAAGGAGGGGGACGUGGCCACCCUCACGGAUGCCAGGCUGAAGGGAACUGUCUACCGGAUCCGGGGCUCGCUGCCCAGCAGCAGCUACCUGCAGCUGCCCCGUGCUGGGACGCAGUCGCUGGGGCUGGUGGGACGCUACCUCUACCUGCUCUUCAAGCCCCUGCCACACAAGCACUUCCUGGUCCACCUGGAUGUCACCACCGAGGAGCACCAGGAGGUUCGCAUCUCCUUCUCCACCCUCUUCAAGGAGUUCAAGUUCACAGCCACCUGGCUGCAGUUCCCCUUCGUCUGUGGCGCUGCCCAUGGAGGCAGCAGGGCUGCUUCUCUCGAGGGAGCUGCCCCUGCUGACGUGCGCUGGACCUGCCUGGUGCUGGACCUUCCUUCCACCCUCUCCCUCUACCUCAGCUGCCGCUACCGCCACCUGAAGAGCAUCAAACUCUGCUCCAACCUGCUGGUGAGGAACCUCUGCACCAGUGACCUGCUCUUUGACCCAGGUGUGACCUUCUCUGAGGCACGGCAGGCUGGCCUGGUGUGCCAUGGGGUUGUGCCCAUGCCACGGGAAAUGGCAUUCCCUGUGCCCAAGGACCAGAGCUGGCACGACCUCUACGACUACAUCAGGUUCCCAUCCCAGGGCUCUGAGCUGCUCUUCAGCUCCAUCUGGAAGAGCUGUCCUGAUCCAGUGGCAGGUGGGAAGGCUGUGGACAGCAGCCCAGGCUGUGCCAGCACAGGUGGGCAAAUCUCAGAGGACCUCAUCUGCCAGCCAGCCCAGCCAGCCAUGCUCACCAAGUCAGCCCAGGCCAGAGUGUCCCUCACCCCUCACAGAACCUGUCCCAAAGCUAGACUCUUACCAGAUCCCAUCCUGAAGCUGAAGAUGAUCAUUGGCUUUGGAGGCUGCAGCACCAAAUGGGCACUGUGGACUCAGGACAGUGCUGCAGUGGUGUACCCCUGCCAUGCAGUGAUAGUGACCCUGCAGAUCCAGACUGGAGAGCAGAGGUUCUUCAUGGGGCACACAGAUAAGGUCUCAGCCCUGGCCUUCAACAGCAGCAGCUCCCUGCUGGCUUCCACACAGCUUGGAGCCCUCAGUGUUGGUCGCCUCUGGGACUUCCCCACGGGCAGCUGCCUCUCCGUGUUCCAAACCCAUGUCCACUCUCUGACAUCCCUGAGCUUCUCUGGCAGCGGAGCCCUGCUGUGCGGGGCCGGACGGGACGGACACGGCAGGACGAUGGUGGUGGUGUGGAACACUGCUCAGGUGCCCUGUGGUGGAGAGGUGUCUGUGCUGGCCAAAGCACACACAGAUAUGGACAUCCAGACCUUGAAGUUUUCUUUUUUGGAUGACACCAGGCUGGCAUCGUGUGGCAGUGCCAACGUGCGGCUGUGGCGCCUGCGCGGUGGUGCCCUGCGCUCCUGCCCCCUCGCCCUGGGGCACCUCCAGCCCCUGCACUGCACCGACCUGGCCUUCCACCAGCACCACCACACACUCUUUGUCAGCAGCAGGAGUGGCCACGUCCUGGAGGUGGACUGCAGGAAGGUCUGCGUGAGGAGCGUGCGGCGGCUGCUGCCCACACGGCCCCCGGCCAGGGCAGGCCCUGGGAUUGCUAUAAACAGUAUCAGCAUCUCCUCCACCUUCUGUGCCACUGGGUCAGCAGAUGGCUACCUGAGGCUGUGGCCCUUGGACUUCUCAGCUGUUGUCUUGGAGGCAGAGCAUGAGGCUCCACUGAGCUCCAUCUGCAUCAGCCCAGACAGCAGCAAGGUGCUGAGCAGCACCAGCACAGGGAGCCUGGGCUACCUGGACAUCCAGUCCCAGGACUGGCACACCCUGAUGCGCUCCCACCAGGGCCCUGUGCUGGGCUUCUGCCUGGGGGGGCUCCGGGGGCAGCUGGCAACAGUGGCCCAGGACAGCACCAUCAGGGUCUGGGACCUUGGCUCCAUGCAGCAGCUCUAUGACUUCAGCAGUGCUGAGGACAUGCCCUGUGCUGUGGCCUUUCAUCCCACCCAGCAGAUCCUGGCCUGUGGCUUCAGCAGUGGCUUGGUGCAGACCUUCAGCUUGGCUUCCUCUGAUCUGCUGGUGGAGCACAGGCAGCACCAUGCUGAGAUCACUGGCUUGACCUUCUCUCCAGAUGGCCACUUCAUGUUCAGCUCCUGUCUGCAGGGAACUCUGGCUCUUUACAGCUGUCUGGCAGAGAAAAGCCAAGUCCUGAGGGUGCUGGGUGGUGUGGUGGCUCCGGACGCCGGCGGUGCCGCGGCCACGCUGGUGGUCAGUGCAGACAGCAGGCUGCUGGCCUUCCUGGGCCCUUCCAGGUGCCUUGUGACUGUGAUGGAGGCCUGCUCCCUACAUCAGCUGCUGAGGGUGGACAUCAGCACCCUGGGUUUGAACAGCACAGCCUUGGACUCUGCAAGGAGGCUCUGCUUUGCUGCAGUGCCUGCAGGAGAGCUCCUGGUGUCCACUUGCUCCAACAGGAUCCUUGUGCUUGAUGCAGACACAGGGCAGCUGCUGAGGGAGGUGUCUCCUGUGCACAAGCUGUGCUGCUCUGCCUUGGCCCUGAGCAAGGACAGCAGGCACCUGCUCACCGCUGCCCACAAGCUGGUCCAGGUGUGGGACUAUCAGAGGAGCUUCCAUGGCAACUGCCAGGUGUACAUCGGGCACUCACAGCCGGUGUGCCAGGUGGCCUUCACCCCCGACCAGCGGCACGUCGUCAGCGCUGGAGAUGCCAUCUUCCUCUGGGACUUCCUGGCUCUGCCUGCAGAGAGGUCACCCCCAGCUGGGGGUUAGGGAAGCUCCACAACCCUUUUUCCCUUCACAGAGGGGAGCCCUGAGGAGCUGCAGGAUGCCUCUGAGGCCCCUCGGCAGAUGGUUCCUCAGCCACUGCUGUCCUCCCCAGCUGUCAGCUCUGUCCUCCAGGCAGGAUGUCCAAGCAUCUUCUCUGAGUCAGAAGCAGAGGAGGAAGAAGAGGAGGAAGCAGAGGAGGAAGCAGAGGUGCUGGGCUGCAGGGUGGUGUGGCAUGGAGACAGUGAUGCCUCAGUGCUGGAGUCAGUCAGGAAGGAGGAACUGCUCCUUGUGAGGCCCACAGUGAGGCAGGAGAGCCUGAGGUCUCCUGAACUAUCAGCAGAUGCCAGCACAGAGCUGCAGAGCCCCCGGCCGGGGCCCUCCCUGCGCCCAGGCUGCCGCCGGCACUUCGCUGCCCGCCCCAAGGCAUCACUGCUGCCACAGAGCUUUUUAUCUCCACCAGCUGGCAGGGAGGUCCUGAAGCUGAAGGCGGUGAUGGGCUACAAUGGGAAUGGCAGAGGGAAUAUGGUGUGGGACCCUGACACAGGCUUCUUUGCCUACACCUGUGGCUGCCUGAUUGUGGUGGAAGACCUGCACUCAGGAGCUCAGAGCCACUGGCUGGGCCACCCAGAGGAGAUCUCCACACUGGCCCUCAGCCACCAUGCCCAGCUCCUGGCCUCUGCCUCGGGAAAGAGGGAUGGAGACCUCCAGUGUCAGGUCUGCCUCUGGAACGUGCAGGAUGGGGCUUGCACAUCAAGGUUCUUCCAUCACAGGUCACAAGUACAGUCCAUGGCCUUCUCCAGGGAUGACAGGUUCCUGGUUACCCUGGGGGACUACAGGGACAAGAGCAUUGCUGUGUGGAGCACCUGCACCCUCCAGCUCCUGGCAUCUGCUGGCAUCUGGCAGCCAGCCCACGAGGUGGCUUUCAGUCCCCAGUGUCCCUGGGAGCUGGCCUGUGCGGGGGAGGGAGCCCUCAGGCUUUGGCUCUUGGAGCAGCAGGGACCUGGUGUCAACCUCAAGGUUCUCCAGGCCCCAGCUCCAGAUGCUGUGGGCCCAGUGGAGCUGACCUCUCUCUGCUAUGGUGCCAGCCAUCUGCUGUUCAGUGGCACCAGCUCAGGGCAGGUCUGUGUGUGGGACACUGAGACCAACUGCUGCUUCAUGACCUGGGAGGCUGACCAGGGUGAGAUCGGUGUCCUGCUGUGUGGGCACCACAGGCUGGUGAGUGGCAGCAGCACCAAACGCAUUCGUCUGUGGGCAGUGGGCGCCGUGCAGGAGCUGAGGCUGAAAGGUCCUGAUGCCAGGUGCAGCUCAGUGCUGCUGGAGCAUGAGCUCAGCCUGGAUGGGGCCAUAGUGAGUGCAGCCUUCGACCAGGGCCUGGAGAUGGGCAUCGUGGGCACCACGGCAGGAACCCUCUGGUACAUCAACUGGGCAGAGAGCAGCAGCAUUCAGCUCAUCAGUGGCCACAGGGACAAGGUGACUCAGAUGUGCUUCAGCCCUGAGGAGACUCUCUGUGCCACCUGCGCCGAGGACGGCAGCCUGAGGGUUUGGUCUCUGGGCAGCCUGGAGCUGGUGGUGCAGUUCCAGGUGCUCAACCAGAGCUGCCAGUGCCUGGCCUGGAAGCCUCCCCCCGUGGCUGCCUGUGGAGCUGAGAGCCAGCAGGUGGUGGCAGGGUACAGCAAUGGCACCCUGCGUGUGUUCAGCAUCACCAGGACACAGCUGGAGCUGAAGCUGCACCCCCAUGGCCCUGCAGUCACAGCUGUUGCCUACUCUACAGAUGGAGAAAUGAUCUUAUCAGGGGCUGAGGAUGGGCUGGUGGCUGUCAGCAGCCCUCACACCGGAGUCACCAUCCGUGUCCUGGCUGACCACAGAGGCUCACCCAUCACUGUUCUCCAGUGCACCAGGAAGCAGCAGUGUGACUUUGGGGUGGGGGGCAGUGAGCUCUGGCUGGCCACCAGCAGGGACCAGCGGGUCAGCGUCUGGGCCUCCGACUGGCUGAGGGACAAGUGUGAGCUGCUGGACUGGCUCAGCUUCCCAGCCCCUGCCAGCCUGCAGGGUCUCAAGAGCCUCCCACCCAGCCUGGCUGCCUUCUGCCCUUGGGAGCCUGGCACCUUGGUCUGUGUGGGCUUUGGGAUGCAGAAGGAAGCUUUGUUCUACAACCUGCACAAGAAACAGGUAGUUGAGAAAGUCUCCCUGCCCUACUUUGCCACCUCGCUCAGCCUGGCUCCUGCAGGACGCUUCAUGGCCAUCGGCUUCGGGGAACGGCUCCUGAGGCUGCUGCGCUGCCCCCCCAGUGCUGCCCAGGACUACGCUGGCCACGAUGACUCCGUCCACUUCUGCUGCUUCGGCCCCUCCGGCCGCUGCCUCCUCACGGCCUCGCACAGUACUGUGCUGCUCUGGGAGCUCACGGGCGGCUGA